Molecule: messenger RNA, 3558 nt
Organism: Aspergillus brunneoviolaceus CBS 621.78
Lineage: Eukaryota; Fungi; Ascomycota; Eurotiomycetes; Eurotiales; Aspergillaceae
Exons: 5
Coding region: 205-3480 (1091 amino acids)
Biological process (GO): nucleoside metabolic process
Molecular function (GO): catalytic activity; protein binding
Source: RefSeq, a predicted model, not a curated record
UUUACGUUCUCCUCUCCUGUCCUCAACAAUUCCUUUCUGAUAGGAACAGCCACUUUUUACACCCCUUAUCUACUGACUGUCCAGCUUGCCGAAAUCUCUCUGCUGAGACCUCUUGCUCGAUAAUCGAGCGAAUAGUUGGUUCGACUCCCGAGUCCAACCCACAUAUUCAAAUAUCCUGCCCCCUCGGACUGUUCUUUAUCUAAGAUGGCUGAGAUUCUUCAAGGGCAAUCAGCAUCAGAAGAAAAGGAAAGUAGUCCCGAAAAACCACCAUGCCUAAAGCGACUCGUCCACAAUGCUUAUACUAUCGGAUGGGUGUGCGCCCUUCCAAAGGAACAAACCGCAGCGAGAGCUAUGCUAGACGAAGAGCACGAACCUCUUCCGACCCCUCGAAAUGAUCAUAAUGUGUAUACGCUUGGCUCAAUCUGCAAACACAACAUUGUUAUUGCUUGCCUACCGAAUAUGGGAACCAAUUCUGCUGCGACUACCGCGACCUCUAUAAUAAACACGUUCCCAUCAAUCAGAUUCGGGCUUAUGGUAGGAAUUGGCGGCGGAAUUCCGAUGAAGGUUUAUCUAGGCGACGUAGUAGUCAGCCAACCUGUUGCUGAUUACCACGGGGUAGUACAAUGGGAUAUGGGAAAGCUGGAACGAGAUGGGCAGUUCGUUCAUACGGGCUCACUGAACAGACCUCCUAAUACGCUGCUCAAUGCGUCGAAUCAGCUAAAAGUGAAUCAUGAGAUGUAUGGAUCAAAGAUAAAUGAGUAUCUGCACAAUGUGGAAACAAGAUUUCCACGUCUGGCGCCAAAAUAUACCAGGCGUGAGUACUUGGACGACCCAAUGUUGGCCUCCGGAAAAGUGGAUCAAACUCCGACUAAAGUUUAUCUCCUGUUGAGAUUUUGGCACAUGAUCAUCGCAUCCAUCACAUUUUUUUUUGGCUUGUGGGCUGUUAUUCCGGUUCAGGAGAAUGAGCAAGCAUCGGAGCCGACAGGAUCAGCAAGAACCCGGAGAGAAGUGAAAAUACACCAUGGCCUCAUCGUAUCCGGAAAUAAAUUGAUCAAGGAUUCCCAGUUCCGAGACUCCCUCGACAAAGCAUUUGGUGGGCAUGUGCUAUGUGUGGAGAUGGAGGCAGCUGGGCUCAUGAAUAACUUUCCCUGCAUUGUUAUUCGAGGCAUUUGUGACUAUGCAGACUCCGGGAAAGAAAAGAGCUGGCAAGAGUACGCGGCAGCCGUGGCCGCAGCUUAUGCGAAGGAACUACUAGAAUGUGUACAUCCUAGUAUGAUCGAUACCGAGGAAGCUGCAAAGAAUAUAUUGGAAAAGGUGGAGAGGUACACACAGGAGACACGCGACACACUUAGUAUACUUCAGUCUCAAUUCGAGCAAACCAUCGGAUGGGAGAAUCUGAGGAUUGUCCAAGGUGCUUUAUUUGAUUCUUAUGAUAACGAGCAUGAAGAAUGUCUCAAAGGAACUCGGACCAACCUACUUGAUGAGGUCGAAACUUGGAUCAAAUCAAAAGAUAGGAAGUGUAUCUUCUGGUUGAACGGUAUGGCCGGAACUGGAAAAUCUACUAUUGCUCAAACAAUUGCAAGAAAGCUUGAUAAAAGAGGAGAGCUUAGUGCCACCUUCUUUUUCAAGCGAGGCGAAGCUGACCGUGGUAACGCAAAAUACUUUGUAUCAACUCUUGCGGGACAACUAAUCAUAAAGCACCAAGAACUAGCAUCACAUGUCUUCACUGCUAUUAAGAGAGACUCAAAUCUUGUGUUCAAAUCUCUUGAUAUACAGUUUGAGAAACUUCUCUAUCAACCACUUGAGAGGCUGUGCUUGACUCAAUCUACAACAGUUGUGAUUAUUAUUGACGCCUUAGACGAAUGUGACCGAGACCCGGAUCUACAACUUAUUAUUCACUGUCUUUUCAAGAUCCAAGAAAUCAAAUCUCUUCGUUUUCGAGUAUUCUUGACCAGCCGACCUGAACUACCGAUUCGCUGUGGCUUCAACAAUCGCCAGGAUUAUUGUGAUCUGAUCCUUCACAAGCUUCCUGAGCCUGUGAUUGAACAUGAUAUUCGCGUCUUCCUCGAUUACAAACUCUCGAAGAUACAGCAUGAUCGCUCUCUUCCACCGAACUGGCCGGGAACUGAGAAGAAAGAAAAGCUAGUGCAGAUGGCUAUUCCUCUAUUUAUCUUCGCAGCUACACUUUGUCGAUUUAUCGGGGAUAUAGACUGGCUUCCCGAUAGCCGUCUCACCGCUGUUCUUAAUGAUGAAGCGGCAGCAGCAGCAUCCGACAUGGAUAGAACAUACAUUCCUGUAUUGAAUCAACUUCUUAUCUCGAAGAAUAAGAGAGAUACCAGACACCUCUUACAAGAGUUUCACGAUAUCAUCGGAGUGAUUACUCUACUCGCUACUCCUCUUUCGGUGAGGACUCUGGCGCAGUUGAUUUCAGUCUCAGAGGAUAUUAUCAGCAAUCGACUAAAUAGAUUCCAUGCAGUUCUUCAUGUGCCCGACAACCUCGAAGUACCAGUCCGAAUCUUGCAUUUAUCAUUCCGAGAUUUUCUGGUUAGCACAGAGACCAGAUUUCGAAUCCAGGAGCAGGAGACACACGCGAGAAUAGUAUCACAUUGUUUCCGGCUUAUGAAAGCCCAGGUCAAACAGAAUAUUUGCAAGUUGAAGAGUUACGGGACACAACAAGAGAAUAUUGAGCCUCGGUGUGUUAACAAAUAUAUCACAGCUGAUCUGAAAUACGCCUGUUGCUAUUGGGUUCAUCAUCUGGAACAGAGCAAGGGUCUGAUUUCUGAUUCUGAUAUUCUGUCUUUUCUCCGGGAGCACAUCCUUCACUGGUUGGAGGCACUGGCUCUUGUAGGGGAGAUAUCGGAAGCAGUAAGACUAAUAAGGACUUUACAAUCAAGAAUAUGGAAAUCUAUGAACACUGAGUUAUCAGACUUUCUGUAUGAUGCAGAUAGAUUUGUUCGUCAGAACAGUUAUAUGGCAGGAAUUGCCCCACUGCAACUUUAUCGUGCUGGACUUGUAUUUGCACCGAACAGGAGUAUUAUCAAGAAAGCUUUCCACAGCAAAGUUAUAGGGCAACAAAUACAGCUUACAGGGGUGAAAGAAUCUUGGAGUCCUAAUCUACAGACAUUUGAAGGCCAUUCCCUCACUGUCAACUCGGUGGCCUUCUCGCCGGACGGGCGCACGCUGCUGGCGUCGGGCUCGUGGGACAAGACCAUCAAGCUCUGGGACGCGGCCACGGGCGUCGAGCAGCGCACGCUGCCGGGCCAUUCCGGCACGGUCUCCACAGUCUCCUCGGUAUUCAACGGAUCUACUACGAGUUAUUCUAUUUCUGUUGCGGAUUCCUGGGUCUCUCUUCGAGAUGAAAGGAUCCUGUGGCUUCCUACUGAUUAUCGAUCUUUUAGGUGUUUUGCUAUUAAGAAUACUACGCUUGUCCUUGGGUUACCAGAUGGGCGCGUUCCAAUUCUAAGACUUGAUUUCCCCUAGGGAAAAUUCUUUGUCCUCUACCUCGGUCUCUUAUUUUCUAAUCUCUUUAUAAAAGAAGGGUCUGGGAUGUGCCACGCC